AUGCUGCCUGCAACCUUCAAACUGUGUGCUGGCAUCUCCUAUCGGCAUACGAGGAACAUGACAGGUUUAAGGAAGAACGCCAUUGUGGCCAUUCAUCAUGAGCUGAACAGACUGGCAGGGCCGGGCCCCAGUAACUGGAUCAGCCAGGUCCGCCGACGAAGCUCCCUCCUCAGUUCUCGGAUUGAAGAAGAGCGGGGUUACAACGAGGAAGAGAUGUCUUAUGUGAAGCAAGGUGAGGAUGCACUACAGAAGGCCAUCAGCAUCCUCAGCGAACAAGACGGCUGGACGAUUGAAACUGUAGCCGCAAACGGAGACAAAGUCCUGAGUAAGGUGUUGCCUGACAUUGGGAAGGUGUUCAAGCUGGAGGUGAUGUUGGAGCAGCACCCUGACAAUCUUUACGAGGAGCUGGUGGGAAAUAUGGAGCAAAUGGGGGAGUGGAACCCUAACGUCAAACAGGUCAAGAUUCUUCAAAAGAUCGGCCAGGACACAAUGGUUACCCAUGAGGUUGCUGCAGAGACACCCGGCAAUGUGGUGGGACCGAGGGACUUUGUCAGCGUCCGCUGUGCCAAGCGCCGGGGCUCCACCUGCUUCCUGGCAGGAAUGUCAACUCAGCACACGAAGAUGCCUGAGCAGAGGGGUGUGGUGAGGGGGGAGAAUGGGCCGACCUGCAUCGUCAUGAAGCCCUGUGCUGAAGACCCAAAUAAGACCAAGUUCACCUGGUUACUAAGUAUAGAUCUAAAGGGCUGGAUCCCAAAGACGAUCAUAAACAAAGUGCUCUCUCAGACGCAGGUGGACUUUGCCAACCACCUCAGGCAACGGAUGGCUAAUAAUGUUUCUAUGGAGAUGGCUCAUGCCUGCUGA
This is a messenger RNA of Anoplopoma fimbria (sablefish), 861 nucleotides long. It is a transcript of the gene star, whose product is annotated as steroidogenic acute regulatory protein. Lineage: Eukaryota; Metazoa; Chordata; Actinopteri; Perciformes; Anoplopomatidae. The coding region runs from base 1 to 861 and encodes 286 amino acids. The record is from RefSeq and is a predicted model, not a curated record. Gene Ontology annotation, biological process: steroid biosynthetic process; intracellular cholesterol transport; regulation of steroid biosynthetic process. The transcript is spliced from 7 exons. Gene Ontology annotation, cellular component: mitochondrial intermembrane space; mitochondrion. Gene Ontology annotation, molecular function: cholesterol binding; cholesterol transfer activity.